Messenger RNA from Macrosteles quadrilineatus (aster leafhopper), 2484 nucleotides. RefSeq lists its product as uncharacterized. Gene Ontology annotation, biological process: DNA integration. The record is from RefSeq and is a predicted model, not a curated record. The coding region runs from base 1 to 2484 and encodes 827 amino acids. The transcript has 3 exons. Gene Ontology annotation, molecular function: nucleic acid binding. Lineage: Eukaryota; Metazoa; Arthropoda; Insecta; Hemiptera; Cicadellidae.
AUGGCGACGAGUAUUUUAAAGAACGGCAAACGAGCAAUUAACUAUCAGCUAAAUCCAGAAGCAACAGGUGAGAACAGUGAAGAAAGGAGUGGUUGUACUUGGGAACGGAUUGAAGAAGGCAGGUCCAAUAACAGUAACAGCUCCAAGAUAACAGGUCCAGUAUUGCCCUGCAAGCAUUUCCAGUUCCAGUUACACCAGGCUACAGUCUCCACCGAUGACGGACAAUCGAAGGUGUUGCCGCUUGUUGUUGUCAAAAACAAGGACCCAAAUCAACCAAUACUAAUGGGGAGGAAUUGGCUUCAGGAAAUCAAAUUGGAUUGGUCUCGGAUCAACGGGGGAGAAAGUUCCUCGCUGCUGGCAAUUGGUAAGACUGUUCCAAUUCAUAAUACGAUUAAAGAUCUGAGGGCCAAGUAUAAUGAUGUUUUUGAUGGCAAGUUUGGGGAGAUAAAAGAUGUAGAAGUUAAUUUGGUGUUAAAAGAAAAUGCAAGACCGGUAUUCUGUAAGCCACACAACGUCCCGUUUGCAUUAAGGCCUGCAGUAGAAGCAGAGCUCAAGAAAUUAGAAGAUAAUGGAAUAAUAAAACCUGUGACUCAGUCUGAGUGGGCCACGCCUUUGGUGGUGGUUCGAAAGGUUAAUGACAUUGUAGUCUCAGCCGAUGCAUCACAUUAUGGUCUAGGAGCUGUCUUAGCACUUGUGUUACCCAACGGGUCUGAAAGGCCUGUAGCAUUCGCAUCGCGGACAUUAGGCAAGAGUGAGAUUAAGUACGCACAAGUUGAAAAAGAAGCACUGGCUCUCAUUUUUGCUGUGCGCAAGUUCCAUAAUUUCUUAUAUGGGAGGAAAUUCACACUGGUGACUGACCAUAGAGCAUUAACAUUCUUGCUUGGUCCCACCAAGGCCAUACCCACUCUGGCAGCUGCUAGAAUUCAGAGGUGGGCAUUAAUUUUGGCGACAUACCAAUAUGAUUUGUUGUACAAAAAGGGUGCUGAUCAUGGAAACGCAGAUGCCCUCUCUAGGCUGCCAUGCAAAGGAGAAGAGGAGGAGGAGAUAGAAGGUGAAAUAAACUUUUUUGCCCACAGUCAGAAAUUUCCUAUAUCCUACAAGGAAAUCGGGGUUUCGACAAAGUAUGAUCCGAUUCUGUCGAAGGUCUUAGACCUUACUAGAAAUGGCUGGCCUGCGUAUACGAAUGAUAUACAGCUAAGACCGUAUUCCGAUAAAGCAUUGCAACUUUCUGUAGAAAAAGACUGCUUGCUGUGGGGCUCAAGAGUAAUAAUUCCCCGUGUUCAUCAAGAAGAAGUGCUACAAUUGUUACAAACGGAACACCCUGGCGAGUCGCGUAUGAAGGCAAUAUCUCGCAGCUUCGUUUGGUGGCCAAAACUUGAUGUUGAAAUUGAAGAGUUUGUGAAGAAGUGCAGUAUCUGUCAGAAGACUAGGAAAUCAAUGCCAGUGGUCCCGUUACAACCAUGGUCAUGGCCAAACCGCAACUGGCAAAGGCUACAUCUAGAUUUUGCCGCCUAUGAGGGGAAAGAUUUUCUCAUUCUCGUUGAUAGUAGAUCCAAAUGGCCCGAAAUCUUCCACAUGAAAUCUACAACUUCUGCUAAAGUAAUAGAAAAGCUAAGAACCUGUUUUGCAGCUUACGGCUUACCAAAUACUGUGGUAACAGAUGGAGGUACUCAGUUCACGUCUCAAGAGUUUAAUGACUUUCUGAAGUUCAAUGGCAUUCGGCAUCUGGUUUCACCACCAUAUCAUCCGGCUUCAAAUGGCCUUGCAGAAAGGAUGGUGCAGACAACCAAAGACGUCUUCCUGAAACAGCUUUUGGAGGAUUCAAAAACCACUUUAAACCGAACCCUACAACAUAGGCUAGACAGAUUUUUGUUCGCCUACAGGAACACGCCACACUCAACCACAGGCAUGACACCUGCCGAAAUGUUUCUCAAGACCACCCCACGUACACCAUUGAGUUUACUUAAGCCUCAUUUGUCUGACGAUAUGAAGAGAAAGCAAGAAGAGACGAAAACGAGAGCUGAUACCCGAAGAGGAAAACAGAGAUCUUUUAAUAAAGGAGAUAUGGUACUAGUCCGUACUGUGAGACAAGAGAAGAUAAACUGGCAGUCUGGUGUCAUUUUCAAGGUUGUCAGUCCAGUAACCUAUCUAGUUAAUGUGGAAGGUAAAACAAGAUUCAUACAUGCAGACCACCUUAAGUUGAAUCCAUCACAUGAAGAUGAAGAAGAACAAACGUUACCUAGACCAGAUGAAAACACAAGGACAGAAGAAAUUGCAGCACCGGCAAUUGAAUAUUCUCCUAGACAAACCCCAACAAAAAGCCCUAGUAAAUCCCGGACAAGACCAUCACUACCACAAAAUCAAGACUCUCAAGAAUCACCAGGAAUAAUCAAGUCUCCAGAAAGAGUAAACUUGAAGAGUCCAGACUCAUGUAUCAGACGUUCAAAACGAACAAUAAAACCGCCUGAUAAACUGAACCUGUAG